AGGACAUAGAGUGUAAUGGAGAAGAAUAGCGAAGACUGAUCUGCUCAUCUACAAUUUGAUGGUGCUGAUGUCAAAAAUUCAUCAUGAAGUGAAGAUUAUUUUCCUCUUCAAAACUUCAAAAAUAGGCUAGAGAGUAAAUAGCUCCCAUAAGUUAACUAAGAAAAAGAAAAAAUCUUCUGAAAUUGGUUUUUAUAAUAACCAGAAUGAAGAUAAUUCUAAUUCUUUGCUCCCCAAAAGUAUAGAGAGAAGAGAAGCUUCUUCUCCUGAGUGUAUUAAGAAAGAUAAUUUCAAUGAGUUGCCUAAACUUGGAUCAUCUUCCUCUUUAUUAUUCUCCGAAAAGAAGAUGGGUAAAAUGUUAAAAAUCAACCUUAAGAAAAUUUCCAAACAGGAGAUUGAGAAUAAAAAGAAAAUUUUAGAGAAUCUGUUUAAUUCAAAUUAUGAUGACGGCACAAACUCAAAAUAAAGUUAAACCUUAUCUCAGACAAUCGCACAGCGAAUAUUCAGCCUCUAGAGAUAAUGGGAUGCAUGGGGAUCAAUACAACGACAGAGGUAGUAUGAAAGCAAAUCAUAUUUACCAAUCUGCUCGAAAUAUUGUAGAAAGUAGCAAGAUUAAUAAAAUUAAAUAACAGUAGAAACCUUCACAUCAGUUAUAACCGAGGCGUUCAUAAAUAAAGGAAGCCAACACAGCACCAAUCCUAAUAAAAACACUUAGUGAUACUACUGGAGACAAGCUUAAUAUGUCUGGGCCUGCCAAGUGCUUACCUUCAAUGUGGGAUAAGAAAUAUGACGAAAAGAAGGAUCGAACCAAGCAGUUAAAACUUAAAAUUCAAAAGAAAAGAUCUAUGAGAAAGAAUGAGUACAGAAAUAGUCACUUAUCUUUGCCUAGCCUUUCUACUUCAGCUUCAAAAAUGAAUUCUCUUCAGAAUGUGAAUAAUGGUUUACUGAAUAAAUCUAAAAAUUCCCGGUUACAGAAUAUGAAGCUAGCUAAACCUCUGAGACUCCAUGAUGACAAGAAGAAUGGCUAUCUAAGCACCAUGAACUCAGGAAUUAUUAAAAAAUACUAAUUAUUUUACUAAUUAAG
Moneuplotes crassus is the source of this 1081-nucleotide messenger RNA. NCBI's taxonomy places the organism in Eukaryota, Ciliophora, Spirotrichea, Euplotida, Euplotidae. The record is from the annotation of a GenBank genome assembly.